This is a messenger RNA of Glarea lozoyensis ATCC 20868, 1239 nucleotides long. RefSeq lists its product as uncharacterized. The coding region runs from base 1 to 1239 and encodes 412 amino acids. The record is from RefSeq and is a predicted model, not a curated record. The transcript has 3 exons. Lineage: Eukaryota; Fungi; Ascomycota; Leotiomycetes; Helotiales; Helotiaceae.
AUGGGUAUCUAUGAUGGUGUUGCAGGGAAUGCACCUGCCUUUCGGACAUUUAGAGAUGACAAGGCUACGGUUCUCAUGAGUUGGUGGUGUACAAUAUACUCAAUAGUAGUCAUUCUAGUUCGUGUAUUCGGCCGCUAUGUACGCACAGAAAAGUUCUACAGAGAAGACGCCCUCGUCACCCUAGGAAUAAUCCCCCUUUUAAUACGACAGGCGUUUGUACACGUCGUUCUUCUGUACGGAACAAACAACACCCAGUUUCUAUCGCCUCCAUCGGAUAGUGUUAUAUCCCGCCGCGAGUUGGGAAGCAAGCUCGUCCUUCUUGCGCGCAUAUUUUACGCUGCUUAUCUGUGGUCUCUGAAGUUCAGUACCAGUACCUUUCUGAAUCAACUGACGGCUAGCACGACCACCAACGGGAACCGACAUGAUCGAUCUUUUAAAUUGUUCAAUGGCUUAUUGGUAGCCACCUUUUUGGGCGUGGUGAUUAGCAUACUCGCUCCUUGUCAACCGUUUUCACAUCUUUGGCAAGUGACGCCAGAUCCGGGUGCUCAGUGCAGAAGUGGUUAUGCAUUUACUAUCACCAAUGGGGUCUUGAACGGUCUCACCAAUACUGCACUGGUUAUUUUCCCACUUCCCACAGUGUUAGCCUCUAGACUUGGAGUUUGGAAAAAACUAUCCAUAACCAUUCGUCUCGGUUUACCACUCCUCACAGUAGCCUUCACGAUCUAUCAAACAACCGCCAUAAUACAAACAUCUUCCCAUCCUAAUUCCGACCACCAAGCUCAUCGCAGUCUUCUCGCUUCGAUCGACAUCCUCUGGAGCACCUUCAUCGUUAACGCCGUAGUUCUCAUCUCCUUAACCCGUGACCGUGGCUUCAAAAAGAGCAAAUGGAAAUGGGAAGUUAUUGCCACGGGCGAAGAAGCAGGCGGCUCCGGGGGUCGACUUAGAAAAGUGCAGGUAGGCUGGGACGCCACACAAGGCGACUGGAAAAACGACGUCAAGAUCAUUGCGGGGCGAGACGUGGAUAAACUCGACAUCCAGUCGAAAAGCGGGAAGUGGAGUAAAAAUAGUCUGCAUUCGGAUGAUAAGAGUGAUGGGGAUGAGAGUAUUGAGCUGAGGGAUCUGGGGAAGGAGGACGAGGAGGGGAUUGUGAGGAUGGAGGGCGUGGAGAGGCCUGAGAGGGCGAGGUUGUUGGGCGAGAUUAGGGUCGCGAGACAGUGGGAGGUUAGUACUUCGAGGUGA